Molecule: messenger RNA, 1667 nt
Organism: Aspergillus japonicus CBS 114.51
Lineage: Eukaryota; Fungi; Ascomycota; Eurotiomycetes; Eurotiales; Aspergillaceae
Product: 3-deoxy-7-phosphoheptulonate synthase
Exons: 3
Coding region: 283-1383 (366 amino acids)
Biological process (GO): aromatic amino acid biosynthetic process
Cellular component (GO): cytoplasm
Molecular function (GO): 3-deoxy-7-phosphoheptulonate synthase activity
Source: RefSeq, a predicted model, not a curated record
CUUCUUUCUAAACUUGAACUCCGCUUGCCAAUCUGCAUUUGAUUCUGUUUUUCUUUCUUCCUUCUCCCCCCCUCCCAUCUUGUCAAUCACUUAACUUCUCAUCUUCUCGCUAGCUUGGCCGACUUCCAGCCAAUUUUAUCUCAAUUAAUUCCAAAGAACGGGAGAGUCUGAAGUCUACUCCCACUUGUUCAUUCAUUGUUCAUUACCCCUCCUCGGGUGUACCGCAAACAACUACUCCCAUAUUUUUUUACCAGCACAUUUCGCGUGUCUCCCUUGACCACAAUGCCUUUGAUCAGCACCACCGAAGUCAGCGAGGACACUCGCGUCUUGGGAUAUGAUCCCCUCCUCUCCCCCCAGUUUCUGCAGACCGAGAUCCCUGCUCCUGCGCGCGCAUUAGAGGCUGUCCGUGCCGGCCGCAACCAGGCAAUUGAGAUCAUCGAGCAGCGGGAUGACCGCCUGCUCGUGGUUGUUGGCCCCUGCUCCAUUCAUGACCCCGAGACGGCUCUGGAGUAUGCCCGUCGCCUCAAGGAACUGUCUGAGAAGCUCUCUGGUGACCUUUGUGUCAUCAUGCGUGCUUACCUGGAGAAGCCUCGCACCACGGUCGGCUGGAAAGGGUUGAUCAACGAUCCGGAUAUUGACGAGACCUACAACAUCAACAAGGGUCUUCGUGUCUCCCGCCGUCUUUACGCAGACCUAACCAGCAUGGGCUUGCCUAUUGCCAGCGAGAUGCUGGACACCAUAUCCCCCCAGUACCUUGCCGAUCUCAUCUCUCUCGGUGCCAUCGGCGCCCGUACUACUGAGUCCCAGCUGCACCGUGAGCUCGCCUCUGGUCUCAGUUUCCCCAUCGGCUACAAGAACGGCACCGACGGCAACCUGACCGUAGCCAUUGACGCCAUUGGCGCGGCCGCCCACCCCCACCGCUUCUUGGGUGUCACCAAGCAGGGUCUGGCUGCUAUUACAAAGACCUCUGGUAACGAACACGGGUUCGUCAUCCUCCGUGGAGGCAACAAGGGUACCAACUACGACCGUGAGAGCAUUAAGGCUGCCCGUGAGGCCCUCCGUGGCAAGAAGCAACGCGAGGUUGUCAUGGUAGACUGCUCUCACGGUAACUCCAACAAGAACCACCGCAACCAGCCCCUGGUCGCCAAGGAAGUUAGUGACCAGCUCCGUGAGGGCCAGGAUGCUAUCGUCGGUGUUAUGAUCGAGUCCAAUAUCAGCGAGGGUAACCAGAAGGUUCCCCCCGAGGGUCCCUCCGGCUUGCGCAAGGGUGUCAGUAUCACGGACGCCUGCAUCGACUGGGAGACCACGGUCACUGUCCUGGAAGACUUGGCAGAUGCCGUUCGUGCCAGACGUGCUGCCAAGGCCAAGGUUGCUGCUGAAUAAGCCAUCACGACUGUUCCGACAGUUCAGGCGUGAUCGGUUUCCCUUCUGUUUAUUCGAGACGGUCUGAUUUAGAUACCAUAGCCAGGGCGCUCUGAUUUUCCCUGCCUUUAAUUCGGUGACGAUAAUGAUUCUCUUCGUUUUCCUUUCAUUCCACUUAUUUGUCCACAUAUUGGGUGUUGUGUGCUCGCGUCAGUGGCCCUUGGGAGCUUGGUGUCAGGGCCUUGAUUCAUGGUAGUAUCAAAAGUUUGGCAUAAUCAUCUUACGUCCUCUGCGAUUGGUUCGGG